CGGAGCACUUCCGGCGGCGGCGGCGGCGGCGGCUCGGGGCGCAGUUCCUGAAGCACUAUGCCUGUGAGACAGUGCUGGAGAGAGGCACGCACGGCUCAGACAGUAAAAUCUCAGUUACUCAGAAACCAGCUCCCAGGGCCCCUCUGCUCUCUGGUGUGUGUUUAAGGGGAGAGGCUGUCACCAUCACUGCAGAGAAGGUUCCAACGGUAUGGGGGAGUCCAGGGGCGGUGUGACACUGGUCACCUCCCUUGCAGAGAAGACCAGGAGCCGGCCGCGUUGUUAGGAGCCCAGAAGACGAGAGACAGCUGAGGCAAGAGGUUUCUGGAACUAGAGGGAGGAACAAAGGAGGAACUCUGGCUCCUGGUGGCCCAGCAUCAGCAGAACGGGGCGGGCAGAGUGGAGAGAGAAACUGAGGCAGGGGGGAGGGCGUGGGAGGAAAGGGGAAGGAGAGGCAGGAAGGCCGCCAGGACUGGCCCAGGUGCGCUUCCCCCGGCUGCCGGGACAAGCCACCCCGCACAUGGCCUCCAAGCCGGCUGCCGGGAGGAGCCCCGGGGAGAAGCGCAAGAGGGUGGUGCUGACCCUGAAGGAGAAGAUCGACAUCUGCACGCGCCUGGAGAAGGGGGAGAGCAGGAAGGCGCUAAUGCAGGAGUACAACGUGGGCAUGUCCACCCUCUAUGACAUCAGGGCCCACAAGGCCCAGCUGCUGCGCUUCUUUGCCAACUCCGACUCCAACAAGGCCCUGGAGCAGCGGCGCACCCUGCACACGCCCAAGCUCGAGCAUCUCGACCGGGUCCUGUACGAGUGGUUUCUGGUCAAGCGCGCCGAGGGUGUGCCCGUCUCCGGCCCCAUGCUCAUCGAGAAAGCCAAGGACUUCUACGAACAAAUGCAGCUGACCGAGCCCUGCGUGUUUUCUGGAGGGUGGCUUUGGCGUUUUAAGGCCAGACACGGCAUUAAAAAGCUGGACGCGUCCAGCGAGAAGCAGGUGGCUGACCACCAAGCGGCUGAGCAGUUCUGUGGGUUUUUCCGGAGCUUAACUGCAGAGCACGGCCUGUCCCCUGAGCAGGUUUACAACGCUGACGAGACCGGCCUUUUCUGGCGGUGCUUGUCAAACCCCACCCUGGAAGGUGGGGCUGCGCCUGGCGCCAAGCAGAGCAAGGACAGGCUGACCGUCCUCAUGUGUGCCAACGCCACGGGCUCGCAUAAGAUCAAGCCCCUGGUGAUCGGGAAGGGCAGCGGCCCCCGGGCUUUCCGAGGCAUCCAGCACCUGCCUGUGGCCUACAAGGCCCAGGGGAACGCGUGGGUGGACAGGGAGAUUUUCUCUGACUGGUUCCGUCACAUCUUUGUGCCGUCGGUGAAGGAGCACUUCAGGGCCCUGGGCUUGCCUGAGGACAGCAAAGCCAUCCUCCUGCUCGACAACUCCCGGGCCCACCCGCAGGAGUCCGAGUUGGUUUCUGAUAACAUUUUCACCAUCUUUCUGCCCGCCGGUGUGACCUCCUUAAUUCAACCCAUGGACCAGGGAAUUCGCAGGGACUUCAUGAGGCAUUUCAUCAACCCCCCAGUCACGCUGCAGGGCUUCCACCCCCGUUACAACGUGAACGACGCCAUCGUGAACGUGGCCUGUGCCUGGAAUGCCGUGCCCAGCGACGUUUUUGGCCGUGCCUGGGGGAAGCUGUGGCCCGCGGGGUCGUUGACUGAAGGCUCGUCUUCUGAGGAGGAGCCCGACCACCUCAGGACUAAGCCUCACGCCCAGACGUUUGCGCACGUCCUGGAGCCGGGCAGCAGGCUUCCCUGGGGCAUGGCCACCGAGCAGGGCGGGCCCGGAUGGGCAGCUGGAGAGGGGCGCCCCACUGCUGCAGGCCCAGCUCCUGCCGCGGGGAGUCCAGAGCAGGCCGAGAAAGAGAGCGAGGAGGCGGCCUGGGAGCAGGCAGCCGCAUCCUUCGACGCGCUCGUGCGCUUCGCGGAGAGGCAGCCCUGCUUCACGGCGCAGGAGGCUGGGCAGCUGCACGCGCUGCGCUCCGUGUUCGUGAGGCAGCGGCAGGUGAAGCGGUGGCGGCCGGCUCUCAGGGCCAUGAUCAAGCUCGAGGCCCCCCAGGACGUGCCCUGUUCAUCCACAGCGGGCGAGGACUGAUGGCUGGGCGCCCUCCACAGUGCAGUGUGCCAGGUGGCCCAUGUUGGUGGCAGCUUUCCUACGAGUGUGGGAGCUGCCGUGUGCGGUCUCCUUCCUUGGGACAGCCCAUCCCCAUUAACGUUGCAAUUAAUCCGGGUGUUACUGUGUUAUCUGGCAUCUCGUGAGCAGGAGGAGAUAUUCUGGAACGGCCCAUCCAAACCUAAAACAUACCAGAGCCUCCUGUGGCCGGGCAGAGUCUGUCCUCGUGUUUGCUGGCUGAGCCUUGCUGUGUCCGAGGGUAGAGAUGUCUGUCUGUCUGUCUGUCCCAGAGGAGAAAAGCCAGCCCUCAAGCCAGGGGAUGCGACGGCAGUACCUGCCACCACUUAACAGGGCUGGCGUGUCCCAGUCCCACCUCUUCUGCCCUCGGGGCUCCGUCCGCCAGUCUGGCGGCCUUGCCUGUGUUAGGUGGUCCUGGAGGGUGAGGGCUGGGACUCAGUUUAUGACCUCAAGUCAGCGUAGCCCCCUGCUCGUGGCUUUACAGGCAACCUGUCAUCUGUUCACGUAUCCCCACGUCAGGCGUGACCUCACUUAGCAGCACGAGUCUCUCUGGGAGGUUUCUCCAUGUUGCCAGCAGGUCCCACCCUUCAGGCUCGGACCCCAGGAUGUGGUGGGCCGCACGCUGGCAUGACGUGGUAGAAUUGCCUCCCGUGAAGCCUGCAGGGGUGGCACUGCCAGGAUGUACAGAGUCUUGGCUCAGAGUCCGGUGUGCAGUCCACUCCUCACAUUCCCUGGAGUUUCACAUUUACUGCCUUGACACGAACAAAUCUUAAUCAGGCGUUCGUUUGGAAAUUAGUCUUAGGUUUGCACAUACACAGCGAAAACAGGAAAACAAGCCGUUACAUUUCUAGCAGUAUUUGAACUUGCGUUUGCAGCUGUUGACACCCUAGUGAGACUUGCAGGGAGAAGCUGGCUGUCCUGGUGGGGUUGUAAAGCCGGCUGUAGGAAGACGCGAUGCUUUCUCGCUCCACCUAGAGCUGUGACCACAGGAAGCCCUGUUGGUGUGGUCACCCUCCCUGAACGUACCGGAGGUGGGUGUAUUUUUCUUUGUUCUUUUCACCGCUUUGCCCUUGAAUUCCAACCCCUUGAGUUCACGUCACGGCAGCUGGAUGGGUAGUAGUUUUGUUCUCUGUUUGCUGUUAUUGUGCCGAGAGACCUUUGUUCCCGCGAGAGCCGAGGGGACUUGGGUUUGGUUUGCAGCCCGGGUUCUCUUGUGUUUCCACACCUUUCCAAACACUGGGGUGACAGUCAUGGCUGCCGUGGCACUGCAACAUGGGGCGCUGUGUUCCUGCUGUCAGUGUGCGUGUGCGGAUCGUGGAAGAGGCGCGGGUUGGUUUAUAAGUCUUGUUACCGAUCCUUCGGGCAGGUAGUGUCUGUGCUGUGCUGCCGUCACAUCCGUCUCCGUCAGUGGGUGACACCUCUCACCCUGUACUUUUGUGCCACUUCUGGACUCGUGCCUCCCUCUGCUGUUGAAUUGCAGCUGCUGGAGGUGUCACAGGAGGUGAGAUGUCGGAGUCACGGGGGAGGCCACCCUUGGUGGUGGCAGCGUGGAGAGAUGGGUGGACGUGCUGAGGAGCUCUCCCCCCACCGUCAGCCCCUCGGCUGGCCCAGCGGUUUUCGAGCAGCAGGACUUUGCUGGGUGGGUGGAGCUGGGGGAGGGGUUCCUGGCUGCCUCUCCCAGGUCCCUUGUGGACGGUUUGUCCCCAUCAGACUGUAGACCCCAGGCCAGACUUGCCAUGUCCUCACGACCUGCUCCUGUCCUGGCUGUAUUGUGGCCGAUCAAUAAACGCUUGUCCACGGCCGGCUGAGGGUGUCUGUCCUCAGGGUGCUCCUGUUCCAGAACCGGCUGCGGAGCCUGGCUCCGGCUCCUCGGGAGGAUUUUGGCGGAGCAGAACUCGGCCUUCCUGGCCUCCUCCUCCCCUCAUGAGCCAGCAUGGCCGCCUCAGGUGGGUAUGCCGCUGUUGAUCCCAGGCAGAGUGGGGGUUCUUGUGCAAACUCAGGUGCAGGGUGAGGUGCGAGUGCUCACGGAGGCUCGGGUGCCUGUGAGCACCUCGGCCUCCAUCCUGCCACCUGGGCUCCUCACGGAGACCUCUGUGUCUGUCCCCCCAGCGUCCGUCCCUGGGUGCUCUGCUCUUCACUUACGUCAGGUUUCUGAGAGGCUCAGGUGACCAGAAUGUUUUAGCUUCAGAAUCUUUUCCCAAAGAGUCUUAGGUGGAGCCCCGCUGGACUGGCCGGGAUAUCAGAGCUGGGUGUGACCACGUCCCCACCCUCCCUCUCUCCAGUGGCUGCUGAGGCCCCUCUCUGGAAGCCCCGGGGCACCCCAGAGUGGAGCGCAGGAACACUUCCCCGUCCCCCAUGAGCGCCCAGCCCGGAGCCCCUCCGUCUCCUCCCCGCCUCCGCUGGUGGGGUCACUGCUGCUGGGGUACCGGUAUCUCAGUGGCUUCUCCGUCCCGCUAGCAGAGUCUCUUCCCACCCCUGCCUGCGCUCACCUUGUGGAGUGAGGAGGGCCACAUGUCCCGGGCACUGGGGGCCUCUAGUGUGCUCCUGUGGCCAGUCACCAGGUGAGUGACCCUCAGUGGCCAUCAUCCGGGGGAGGGGGGACACACGUGCCACACGCCUGCCUUCCUCCCCAGCAGCAGCACUUGUACAGGACUCCAGAGUUGUCCCCUUUCAGGACACAACGGGCCCCUUCCUAGGUCUCUGCCCACCUUUACCCUCCCCCUUCUCAGUGGUCAGAAUGAGUCGGCAGACCCAGAGCUGAGAGGAAGCUGCCCACGCCACACGGUGUCCUCAGCAGUGCCAGGGCAGGAGCUCGGCCUGUCUUCAGCACAGCUUGAGUAGUCGAGGUGUCCCUGGUGCUGUAGCUGCUGCCUGUUCAGUGAAUGAGGGGCGUUGUUUCCUGGGCGCCGCCUGCAGCGCUGGGGUCCAGGGAAGGGAGGCCAGGGUCUGAUGAGACAGGCAGCCUCUGGCCGGGAGCUCCCCAUCCCUGAUCGUAGCCAAACAAUUCAAAUGCUACGUUAGAAGACAGUUAGAAAACAAUGUGAAAGAGAGCAGCAGGCGAGGAGUAGAGGAGCAAAAAGACCCGAGACAGGACGCACGAGGGCCUGUGGUGGCCACGCCCCGGGGGCCCUGUCUGACCUCUGUGACCCCUGCUGAGGUGGGGCAAACGUCCUGUUGUACAGAUGAGGGAUUGAGGCCCAGGGAGGCAGGGCGUCUGCAGAGUCCCUGAGCUGUUUUACUCCGCAGCCCAAGGUCCUGCUGCAGCCCCCACAAGUCCGCAGCGCCCUCUGCAGAAAUAGGGCCCAGUUUGAUUCUGUCGAGCGGACAC
Messenger RNA from Diceros bicornis minor, 5492 nucleotides. RefSeq names its product Jrk helix-turn-helix protein (gene JRK). Gene Ontology annotation, cellular component: nucleus. The coding region runs from base 518 to 2128 and encodes 536 amino acids. Gene Ontology annotation, molecular function: DNA binding. The record is from RefSeq and is a predicted model, not a curated record. Lineage: Eukaryota; Metazoa; Chordata; Mammalia; Perissodactyla; Rhinocerotidae. The transcript is spliced from 2 exons.